Molecule: messenger RNA, 1498 nt
Organism: Panicum hallii
Lineage: Eukaryota; Viridiplantae; Streptophyta; Magnoliopsida; Poales; Poaceae
Product: receptor-like protein 43
Exons: 2
Coding region: 13-756 (247 amino acids)
Molecular function (GO): protein binding
Source: RefSeq, a predicted model, not a curated record
ACCAGUAGCGAAAUGGCUCCCACAAAGGAACGUCUCCACAGCCUUAUGCACUUGUUCAUAGCAUGCCUCCUCAAGCUUAGCACCGCAGCGCCUUGCCUGCCGGAUCAGGCUUCUUCCCUUCUCCAGCUAAAAGCUUCCUUCAUUGGUGACAACUUACCAUCAUGGCAAGCUGGAACGGAUUGCUGCCACCACUGGGAGGGCGUCACCUGUGGCAUGGCCUUGGGAAGAGUCAUUUCUCUUGACCUUGGUGAGUUCGACCUGAUGAGCAGUCGGCUUGAUCCUGCAUUGUUCAACCUCACCUCUCUCAGGAACCUCAGCCUUGCAUUCAAUGACUUUAGUGGAGCCUUGCUCCCAGCUUCUGGUUUUGAGCAGCUCACGGAUAUCAUCCACCUCAACCUCUCGGACACCAAUUUUGGGUUUCAAAUCCCAAUUGGAAUUGCCUGCCUCAAGAAACUUGUCACCCUUGACUUGUCUGAUCCUAUCCACCCUUCAUUCUCAAGGCUUCGGUCACUUACGACGAUCAACUUGGGAUACAAUAAGUUUGAAGGGCAUUUUCCAACAAAAAUCUUCCAGCUAAAAAGUUUGAGGACGCUUGAUUUGUCCGAUAACCACAUGCUUUCUGUGAGAUUAACACACUUCCCAGCUGAAAAUAAUUUGGAAACACUAAAUCUAGCUAUGACCACCGCAGUACAAAAUAGCACUAGUGGCGCUAAUAGCGUUUCGAGCACCCUGCGGCUAAAUCCUAUAGCCUGCUAAGACUUGUUGUAAAUAAUAAAUUUCCUGACCAAACUAUAACAGGCCAAGUUUGUUCUGGCCCAUUGUGUUAACCGGUUUCAACUGGCACGUCCUUUCGAAUUGUUAGUGUGUGAAAACGGGUUCAACUGGUGGGCCUGUUUCCUGAGACAAUCAAUUGGUGCAAACUGCGGGCUCGCCAAUAAAAAAAUAAAAUAUUCAUGUCUAAAGAAACUUGUCAAUAAAAGCUUUAAAAAAAGUUAUCAACAAAAUAUUAUAGUCAACAAAAACUACCCUAAUUGUAUUUCUACAAAGUAAAAACUAACCGCCAAUUGCAUUGUAUUACCCAAUAUCUUGGUCCAACAUGAUACUGGGUAUUUCUUUGUUUAUUCUGAAUUUAGCUGACGACGAGAUCCCCCAGUUGAAUGUACGCCGCACGGGCUAAUCUGGAAAGAGAACUUGCCGAAACCAAGUGUUGCAUCGAAGCUGAGGUCGCAGUAGUUGGCUCGUCCAAGAAGGGUGUUUCAGUAAUUCGUGGUAACUAAUUAGAAGUAUUGUUAUUCUACCUAGAACCAACCAGCUAUACGAAUACUUCUCUGUCACCAACUCACCAUGAGGCAAACUGACACAAUGCUUGUGCAGAGUCUGAAGAUCUGAGCAAAUUAACCUUUUAGAGAUUCUUCCCGAGACACCAAAUAUAUUGGUUUGGGUGAGAUCUUAAUCUCGAUGUUUUUCAUGUGCAACCGAAUAAUUUUGGGUAGUCUUU